AUGGCGUCAGAAUAUACUUAUGAUGAAGAAGGGGAGACUUGGCCAUUCUUUGUAAUUGCCAUUCUCACAUUCAUCUUGGUACCACUCACAAUUAAGUGGGUGUAUAGAAUCUUGAAUGCGGACGAUCCUAUAAGUUAUAACUCUAAAAUUAAGGGUUCAAUACUUGAAGACUCCAGUACAGUAUCUGUGGAGAAUUUGAGAAAGAUCAAAGAGUACCAACUCAAACAAAAAUCGUCCAGAUUCAUCAACAGAACAUUGCUUGUCUUAAUUUUAGGAUGGGCAACUGUGAUAUAUAUUGCAUUAUACUAUACUAAGGAAGCUGAUUUAACUGGAGCAUUUGAUCCAUAUACCAUUUUGGAUAUUUCGUCGUCUGCCUCCGAAAGAGAGAUUAAGAGUCGCUAUAGAAAGUUAUCGUUGAAGUUCCAUCCAGAUAAAUUACCUAAGGACAUAACAGAGGCCGUGAAGGAAGAGAUGGAGACUGCAUUUAUCAAAAUUAAUAUGGCUUAUAAGGCAUUGACCGAUGAAGUUACCAGAAAUAACUUUUUGAAAUACGGACACCCAGAUGGUCCUCAAAAUGUUUCACAUGGUAUUGCGCUUCCAAAGUUUUUGGUCGAAGGAAAGUAUUCGCCAUUUAUGGUUGUUGUGUAUUUCGUGUUGGUUGGAGUUUUAUUACCUUUUAUCGUGGGUAGUUGGUGGAAUAAUGUGAAGACACACACCAAAAAAGGUUUACAUGUCGACACAGCUGCUUUAUUCACGAGAAAAUUAACUGAUAGAAAUCCAGCUAAGAUCGUUACACCAUAUGAUAUUUUGGACUGGGUGUGUUUAUCUCAUGAGAUCAGAACUAAUUUCAAACACUUACAUAUUAAUCAAAUUAGAGAUUUAAUUGCAUGGCAUUUAUUCCGCAAUUUUGAGUUUACAUCAAAGAACCCAAAUUUUGAAAUGGAUAAAUUGAAAAUUGUUGCACUUUUGCCUACAUUAAUUAAUGGCUUAAUUGAUAUUGCAACUGUAUUCAGACAAGUGGAUAUUUUAAUAACUGCCUGUGAUUUACGUAAAUCCGUUAUUCAAGCAGUUAAGCCUGUUGGCAAAUACCAGGAAUUAUUGCAAUUACCAUAUGUUGAUGAAAAGGUGGUAGAAAAGCAACAAGUCAAGAAAUUAGGAAAAUUGUUUACAUUGUCAAAAGAAGAAUUGUCGAAAACCUUAGGUAUUGAAGAUGCUGAAAAGUUGAAAACUACUAUGAAUGUUGCUGCACACAUUCCAUCUCUUCGAGUAAUUGAUGCUGGGUUUAAAGUGCCUGGUGAAGAUGUUGUACCACCUUUGUCAAAUGCACAUUUAUAUGUGAAGUUUUUAGUGAAAUCACCAAAGCUUAAAUCAUCUCCUGAAAUCCCGGAAGAAAACUUAAAAGAUGAAGAAACAUUAGAAUACCUUAAGAAUCCUUUGAAAUCAAAUGAAGAACAACCAGCCUUACCGUAUUCUUAUGCUCCAUAUUUUCCAAAGAGUAUCGGCAAUUCUUGGACAGGGUUUUUAAUUGCUCAAAAGGACAAUAAAUUAGUAGAAGGCACUGAAGCCUCAACUUUAAGUCAUAUUAAUUUGAGUAACCUUGAACUUACCCAAGAAAAAUGGAUCGAUGGCAAAGAUGAUGUUAUAGUGAGUUCGUUCAAGAUUCCAAUGAAUGGCCCUGCUCCAGCAAACGAAGGUAAAACACAUUACAGAUUAAUAUUGAAGAAUAAUGCUUACUUCGGAUGUGAUGUGGAUAUCCCAGUUGUCAUGACAGUUAAGGCCGCUCCUAUGGUAUUAACCAGAAAGACUAACCAAGAUGUUGAAUCUGAUGACGAAAGUGAUAUUUCCGAUCCAGAAGAAGACACAAUUGCCGGGGCAUUAGCAGCUUUCAGAGGUGGUAAUGUCAAGAAGUCUGAAAUAAAAGAAGCUGAAUCAGCCGAUGUGUCAGAUGAAAGCGAUACUGAAAGUAUUUUCACUGAUAUCAACACUGAUACAGAAGAUGAAGGUGAUAAUUAA
Molecule: messenger RNA, 2013 nt
Organism: Debaryomyces hansenii CBS767
Lineage: Eukaryota; Fungi; Ascomycota; Pichiomycetes; Serinales; Debaryomycetaceae
Product: protein-transporting protein
Exons: 1
Coding region: 1-2013 (670 amino acids)
Biological process (GO): SRP-dependent cotranslational protein targeting to membrane; post-translational protein targeting to endoplasmic reticulum membrane
Cellular component (GO): Sec62/Sec63 complex
Molecular function (GO): transmembrane protein transporter activity; RNA binding
Source: RefSeq, a predicted model, not a curated record